Molecule: messenger RNA, 534 nt
Organism: Paramecium tetraurelia
Lineage: Eukaryota; Ciliophora; Oligohymenophorea; Peniculida; Parameciidae
Exons: 2
Source: RefSeq, a predicted model, not a curated record
AUGUUUCAGCAAGCCUAUCAUGGUCUUGGUAAAAAAAUAUCCCACUACAAGAAUAAGGGAAUUAGUAUCCAAAAUAUUAACUUGUCUCAGAAGUCUAAGAUUGAAUGGGAAACAACACUGACUGUUUUGGCACUUGAGAUUCAAACUGGAUUCUCAUCAAUAAAAAAAAACCAGUUACUUUUUCAUUUUAUAAAGAUAACCUAUUAUUUCUAAUAUUUUUAACCAAAAUGGCAUCUGUUGGAUGGCUAAUUGCAUUACCAAGCACAAUUGAAGGUAUAAAAAUUGGAGCAAUUACUAUUUUUUGAUUUAUCGUAAAUUCCUUUGAAUUAGUUCAGUGCCUCCAGCUCUGCCUACAUGUUUAUUAAAUGGAGUUUCUUUUGCUUUGGCAAGAAAGUAAAAGAGGAAGAUCCAUUGUAUCUCACCUAACAAAGCUAUACUAAACCAAGCAUCUCAUCGAUAAUGUUGCAGGAAAGAUAACAAUAAUGUGCCUUGAUAAACUGGUACUUUAACCUAAAAUAGACUAGAUUUAAUUGA